Mus pahari (shrew mouse) is the source of this 5018-nucleotide messenger RNA. RefSeq names its product isoprenylcysteine carboxyl methyltransferase (gene Icmt). The coding region runs from base 155 to 1009 and encodes 284 amino acids. The transcript has 5 exons. Gene Ontology annotation, cellular component: membrane; endoplasmic reticulum. Gene Ontology annotation, molecular function: protein C-terminal S-isoprenylcysteine carboxyl O-methyltransferase activity. NCBI's taxonomy places the organism in Eukaryota, Metazoa, Chordata, Mammalia, Rodentia, Muridae. The record is from RefSeq and is a predicted model, not a curated record. Gene Ontology annotation, biological process: C-terminal protein methylation.
GCGAGACCUCGCCGGCGGCGCACAGCUCCGGGCACUUGCCCUUCCUGAGCCGGCGUCGGCGGUGCAGUGCGCAGGCGCGGCCUUCGGGUUUCCCCGGCUACAGUCGGCGCUUCGGCCCGCUAGUCCGCCGCCCGCUCUUCCGCCGCCCUGCGCCAUGGCGGGCUGCGCGGCGCGGGUUCCGCCGGGCUCCGAGGCGCGCCUCAGCCUCGCUACCUUCCUCCUGGGCGCCUCGGUGCUCGCUCUGCCGCUGCUCACGCGCGCCGGCCUGCAGGGCCGCACCGGACUGGCGCUCUACGUGGCCGGACUCAACGCGCUGCUGCUGCUGCUCUACCGGCCGCCUCGCUACCAGAUAGCCAUCAGAGCUUGUUUCCUUGGCUUUGUGUUUGGCUGCGGUGUGCUGCUAAGUUUCAGCCAGUCCUCUUGGAAUCACUUUGGCUGGUACGUGUGCUCGCUGUCCCUGUUCCACUAUUCUGAGUACUUAGUGACAGCUGUCAAUAACCCCAAAAGUCUGUCCCUGGACUCCUUCCUCCUGAAUCACAGUCUGGAGUACACAGUAGCUGCCCUGUCUUCUUGGAUAGAGUUCACGCUUGAGAACAUCUUUUGGCCAGAACUGAAGCAGAUUACCUGGCUGAGUGCCACCGGGCUGCUGAUGGUGGUCUUCGGAGAAUGCCUGAGGAAAGCUGCCAUGUUUACAGCUGGCUCCAACUUCAAUCAUGUGGUGCAGAGUGAAAAGUCAGACACCCACACUCUGGUGACAAGUGGGGUGUACGCUUGGUGCCGGCACCCCUCCUAUGUGGGCUGGUUUUACUGGAGUAUCGGAACCCAGGUGAUGCUGUGUAAUCCCAUCUGUGGCGUGGUCUAUGCCCUGACCGUGUGGCGCUUCUUCCGUGAUCGUACAGAAGAGGAGGAGAUCUCGCUGAUUCACUUUUUUGGGGAAGAAUACUUGGAUUAUAAAAAGAGGGUGCCCACAGGCCUGCCUUUCAUAAAGGGGGUCAAGGUGGAGCUAUGACGUGGUGAGGCCACGUGGGACCAGGGAACCUCUGGCCCUGCGCAGCCUAGGACAAAACUGUUUCAAGUUGGGCACUGCAGAGUGAGUUUUCUUAAUUGUUUUAUAUGUAACUAAUUACUCCUCAGAACGUCACCCAGGACCUAAUGUUGAGAAGACCUUGGGUCCAAAGGAGCCACGACAGCCAUCUCCUGCACUGAAGGCAGAUGGAGCAAGGAGUGUGUCGAGGCGGCUCGUCAGCACUCUUCCACUGUGGCGGGGUGAUGACCCAAGCCACAGUCCUAUGUCCCCUCAGGCCAGAGUGUGUUUGCACGGUGACCAGGACACUCGGGAGAGGUGGACACUGCCCUUCGCAGCGCUCGGCCCACUGGAGGUGUGGUCAGAGUGGCCGUGCUGAGCAUCAGUGGUGGAAAUGCUUUCAUUUAACCCACAACACAACCCAGCUUUAACCUUCGUCCGCCCAUAAGUGCAUGAGCAUCUGCAUUAACUCUGAAGACUUCUGCCCUCGGCUCAUUGUACAUUUAAUCAUAUUUACACACCAGAUUUAUAAAAAUAGCAGUGUAGAUUCCAAGGGACACUGAGCCUCCCUGCCUGGGAGUUUCUAAGUCCAGCUUUUACGUGGUAACAGGUAGCACAGACCCUCAGGUGCUCUGCAGCUUUUGAGUAGCCAUUGAACCUGGGCUGAGGAUGGGGGCCCUGGGUUCUUCCCAGGUCCUGGCCUUGGCUCGUCUGUAGGUAAUGUCCUAGGAAGUAAUGUCCGUGCUCAUUCCGAGAAUGCUGCCCUCCAUGUGUUUAGGAUUGUUCUUAUUUAUCAUAGCUUGCGUUUUUUGUUUCUGUGUUGCAAUGAGUCUGUCAAAUUAGUUUCCUGUGUUUUUUCAAAGUAAGCCACCCUCCUGCUGUAGCAGGUGUUUUCCAGAAGGUUCCAGCACAGCUCAUGCAUCUGCAACCUGAGGCACAUUAACCCUCAGCAGUCGACAGUAGAGGGGCCUCGUUGAGUUUCCUUAGUAUCUUUGUUCUGCUGGUCUGGAAGAACCUUUGGCUUUCUCUAUAUUGAGCACAAAAGCUUUAGGAGGUGUAGCUCUGAAUUAAUCCUGGACUGGAUAAGAGCCUGGUCCUGGUGUGAGGUCCUUCCAGAUUUGGUUUGGUUUGUUGUCCUCAGAGCGCCUACCUCUAACCCUGAUAUAGAAAUCUUAAAGUCUGCCAAUCAUGAGCACAGAGUCAUGGGUGGAGAAUCUAGUGGGAAAAUCUUGAGUGUCUCAGCUCACACCCAGCUCUGAUAAAGGCAUGCUGUGAGGCUGAACGGAUCGGUGUACCUUGCCUUCCCUGCCAGCUCCAGCAGAAUCCAGAUCAACCUGCAUAGUGCUCUGUGCUGCAGCCAGGUCCUCUCAGACUUGAGAAAACCCUUUUCCUUCUCCCCUGUACCACUGAGCAGGCAUUGCUGGGUCGAAAAGAAUGGAUACUUAGUUUAUUUAGUGUUUCUGGCCUUUAGACAUCUGGUAACCCUUGAGUACAGCUCUGUCUCGCUCAGACCUCCUUCCUUCACAAGCACACCAGGGCACAGCAGCACACUUGGUAUGUCAGGUCAGACAAGCCCAGGCCCCAACAGUGGCCAUGGUGUUGCUAAGCACACUGGAAGCUUGCUGUACGUAGGCCAGGUCUCCACUAGGGUACCAAAGUGGGCUUGGUAAUUAAUGCCAAGCUGGAAUCCAGCAGGACAUAAGUGCUCAUGAGUGCUGACUUAGGGCUUCAUGUUGGCAGUGGCAGCAUUGUCAUCUUCAGGAACAAUGUUGACAGUCGUAGCCCGAUGGGGAGAUGCAGACUUUGGCCGCUCACAGUUUACUGGUUGGCUGGCUGAAGUAGGACUGCUGUUCUGUGCCACAGCAAACUGCUGCUGCUGGGCUUUCUCAGCAGAGCCGGUGGGCAUGUGUGGCUGCUGGGUCUGCAGGCCUGUCCCACAAGUACUCAGAGGCCCGUGUGAAGGGAGCUGGGAUGGAGGGUAUAGCUCUGGCCAAGAGGAUGGCAAAGGUUACUAUGAGUGAGUGCUCAAUAUCGAGAUACUGUAGGACCUUGUCAGGCUGGAGAGAACAGUCAAGUGGCUGGUUCUGUGUUGUAAUGCAGCCAGAGUUGACAGAACCUCGGGGACUGAGUAAAUGAGGAAUUCUAGCUUAUUCUUGACAUACUAGACAGGCAUUCUAUCAGCAGGGAGGUGACCCCAGUUCCAGUCCCUCCACCAAAACUUGUGAGAAUCCAGAACCUCAAAGACUUGUGCCCUGGUUUGUCAUAAGCCAGGGAAGGCGCAGGAAAGCCUCGAGCCAGCCCAGCUGGAAGUGUUCUCCGGGUCGCCCGGCCCAUCGCUGCUGCAGCCAGGACCCCAAGACCACUUCCACACUCCGCAGUGGUGCUGACCAAGGGUGAAGGUGGGGAUGUGGCCAGAGCACUGCUAAUUACCACGCCCUCCUGUGCUCCGGCCAGGCCGGCCUCCCCCACAGGGGUGUUGUGGGAAGAUGAGCUGGGCGGCAUAAUGAAAUCUUAGGACGAGAACCAGGUUUCUGUGUGUUAGAAAGCAGUGUGUUCUAUAACGUGUGUCCAAAAAACAUUCUGCCAGCUUGCAAGUAAUUUUUAGAUUUUUAUGGCUUAAUUUUGUUGUUGUUGUUGUUGUUCUAUAUACCAAAGAGGCUUACGGGUUUGCCAGUUACCGUGUGAGGCCAGUUAGUUGGCUCGGGAGCUGCCAGCCUUCAGGACCUGAGGCUUGCGGAGCUCUGUGGCAGCCGUGGCUGUUGUCCACACCAAGCUGCCCAGGAAUAAGCAUGGUGAUAUGAGUGGAGACAGUCCACACUUCCUCUAGCCAACCCCACUUGCUAGGCUGCAAAUGGGAGGAAAUGGAUUGUGCAGUCAUCCCCGGCUCUGUCAGUGCGUCUAAGCUGGGCCGGCUCCAGCCUCCCAUCCCCUGGAGGGCCAUGAAGUUGUCUUUUUGAUGGAUGGGGAGUGGCUAAUGGGAGCCCUUGGCAUUGUGGGCGGUAAGGCUGAACAUUGGCAUUGGAUGUCACCCUCCACCUGCCAGAGGCCAGCGAGAGGGAGCCCAGGUCCUGGGACUCUUGGUGAGACUCUAGGGUUGCACCCUGGAGACGGGAGGCUGUGUUCUUUCAAGAGCAUCCCAGGGGAUGUGGGUGGAGGAAGACCAGGCCACCCUUCUGACACUCCCAGGAUGGCAGUCGGCAAUCCACCAGGGAAUAUGCCUCUUUCCGGCAGGAUUUGGCAGGUGGUUGGUCUCUGCUGCUGAGGGCUGGAGAGUAUUUUACCGCUAUGAAUGUAGCCGUAACCGGGGGCAGCAGAAUUGGGUUGCUGGGGCUUUUCAGGUAUUCUAAGGGCUGCCAUGUCCUAGGGUUUCCACAGAUGGAGUUGUCAAGAGGUUGAUUUGUGUACUUGCAGGCUUCAGAGUGCAGGUGUCUGUGUGGAAAGUGGGUACCUUACAGAAAAUAGGCUACUUGGCGGUCGUCGGGUGGAAGCAUUCAGGAGGCCCCGCGGCUGCUACAAGCCAGUGUGCAGGGCAGAAAGCUAACAGAGGUGUCCUUGGUGGGAGCUGCUGCUUGGACCUAGGGUGUCGCCUUAUCGAUUCUUCCCACUUAGUUGCUAACUUGAGGCCACUCAGCGGCAAGUCCCUGAGGACUCAGCCAAAGCUCCUGGGUCGCCUCCUCUGCAUUCUCCCCUGCCUUAGAUAUCUCUGCUUUACAGUGGUGAUGGCAAGGUAGAGCCCCCAGCCUCCAGAUGGGCAGGGCGGGCAGCUGCUUGGCUGUGAAGCUUGUCCCUCACUCGUCCUGAGCCCCGCAGGCCUCUGUCCUGAGUGGAGGCAGCUUGUCUGACCCAUUGCAAGGAAGGAGGACUGGAGUAAUCACUGUAUUCUUCUUUUUACAUACAGAAAUGUUUAUUUAAAUAUAUUAAAUGGGAUUUUCUUUCACAGAUACUGAAUAUUCUUUCUAAUUCUUAAAUAAAACUGUACUUGGUUUCACUAUGA